This is a messenger RNA of Plasmodium vivax (malaria parasite P. vivax), 1564 nucleotides long. RefSeq names its product glycerol-3-phosphate dehydrogenase, putative. The record is from RefSeq and is a predicted model, not a curated record. The transcript has 8 exons. Gene Ontology annotation, biological process: glycerol-3-phosphate catabolic process; carbohydrate metabolic process. Gene Ontology annotation, cellular component: glycerol-3-phosphate dehydrogenase (FAD) complex; cytosol. The coding region runs from base 1 to 1185 and encodes 394 amino acids. NCBI's taxonomy places the organism in Eukaryota, Apicomplexa, Aconoidasida, Haemosporida, Plasmodiidae. Gene Ontology annotation, molecular function: NAD binding; protein homodimerization activity; glycerol-3-phosphate dehydrogenase [NAD(P)+] activity.
AUGAUGAAGGGCUUCCUUUCGUACCUCCUGUUAAUGCCCCAGUUGGCAACCUGCUUCUCCGGAAGUCAGCCAAGCGUCAGUAGAAACGCCCUCAUGGCAAAUGCAACAAACAGCCUCCCCCUUAAAGUUUCCGUCAUCGGCAGUGGCAGUUGGGGAACCGUCGUUUCAAAAAUCGUCGCGGAGAAUACGCACAAGUCGAAAAUAUUCCACCCCCUGGUUAGGAUGUACGUAAAGGAAGAAAUUGUAGACAACGAGAAACUAAGCAACAUUAUCAACACGAAAAAGGAAAACGUAAAAUACAUGAAGGGGAUGAAGGUGCCGGACAAUGUAGUGGCCAUUUCGAAUUUGAAGGACGCGGUUGAGGAUGCCGACUUGCUCAUCUUCGUAGUGCCUCAUCAGUACCUGGAGAACGUGCUAAACGAAAUUGUGAAAAAUGAAAACCUCAAAAAAGGCGCGAAGGCGAUAAGCCUAAUGAAGGGAAUCAAAAUAGACAACUGUAAGCCCACGCUUCUCUCCAGCGUAAUUGAGGACAAGCUAAAAAUUGGGUGCGCGGCUCUGUCCGGUUCCAACAUAGCGAAUGAGCUGUCCAGGGAAAACUUCAGCGAAAGCACCAUCGGCUUUGAAGACGCCCAGGUGGCGGGGAUUUGGCAGGAGCUGUUCGACAGGACGUACUUCAAGAUAAACUGCGUCCAGGACAAGCCGGGCGUGGAGACUUGCGGAGCGUUGAAAAACGUUGUCGCGUUAGGAGUGGGCUUUCUGGAUGCAUCCAGGCACAGCUACAACACCAAGUCAGCCAUUAUCAGAAUUGGCCUUGACGAAAUGAAGAGGUUCGCCCGGUUGUUCUUCCCGGACGUUCUAGAUGAAACCUUUUUAGACAGUUGUGGCCUAGCUGAUCUCAUAACGACAUGUCUGGGGGGAAGGAACCUCAAAUGUGCACGGGAGUUCGCCACGAGAAACGGAGUCGAUUCCUGGGAUCAAAUCGAAAUGGAGCUCCUCAACGGGCAGAAGCUUCAGGGCAUCCACACCGCCAAGGAAGUGUACGGCGUGCUGGAGCACCACAAAUUAAAAAACGAAUUCCCAUUAUUCAGGACAAUCUACGAAAUUGCGUUUCGACAGAAAAAUCCGUCGAGCAUUAUUGAUGUUCUUUCGACAAAAAAAUUGAGACACAUACGGUAUAAGGGUUGAAGGGGAGAAGCGGGGGGGAAAUAAUAAAAAAAAAAUAAAAAAAAGAAUAAAAAAAAAUAAAAAAAAGGCGGAUGCGAACGCAUCAGCAUCCGCACGCAUGUACUACUCAUACACACUUCUUACACAAACAAAUGCACGGCGAAAAUGGAGGCGCCACCCAAAAAAAAACGUCGCUCGCCAAACGUAUGCCUCCACCCAAACAUUCACUCAUUUUGCGUUUUGGUAAAGUGAAUGGACUCCCUGAGGUAUGGGUGCUGCAGGGCCUGGUCAGGCGUGUACCGUUUCGUCGGGUCCAGCAUGAGGCACUUCUCCAGCAAGUCCCCCAGCUGCUUUAUCUUUUUUUUUAAAAACUGCAUCUUGGGGCUAUUUCCUACGCGGG